Molecule: messenger RNA, 3330 nt
Organism: Aureobasidium namibiae CBS 147.97
Lineage: Eukaryota; Fungi; Ascomycota; Dothideomycetes; Dothideales; Saccotheciaceae
Product: structural maintenance of chromosomes 5 smc5
Exons: 3
Coding region: 1-3330 (1109 amino acids)
Biological process (GO): double-strand break repair via homologous recombination
Cellular component (GO): Smc5-Smc6 complex
Molecular function (GO): ATP hydrolysis activity; ATP binding
Source: RefSeq, a predicted model, not a curated record
AUGCCCGGAGUGGUGCCUAUGCGAAGGCCGCGCGACGAUGCCGACGACGACAGUGAUAUCGAUGCCUCGUCGCCCUCUUCGGACAAACGCCCACGCUUGAACGGCCAUGCUUCACAGCCUCCUCUACUGCCAUCGAGCUACGAGAAUGAUCAGACCGAUGCAGAACCCCUCACACAUUCACCCGGCUCCAUCGUCAGGGUUGCCAUGAAGGACUUUGUCACAUACACCUCGGCCGAAUUUCUUCCUGGACCCAGCUUGAACAUGAUCAUUGGCCCCAACGGCACUGGAAAAAGUACUUUGGUCUGCGCCAUCUGUCUAGGUCUGGGUGCCAAACCAGACGUUCUUGGUCGAGCCAAGGAUCCCUCGGAAUUCGUCAAACAUGGCCAGAAAGAGGCCGAGAUUGAGAUUGAACUCGAGCGCGACCCUGCUCGACAUCGCACCAACCCCGUCAUCAAGCGCAUUAUCAAACGAGACGCCGGCAACAAGACCUUUUUCAUGAUCGAUGGCAGAAAUAGCACCCAGAAGGCUGUUGCCGAACUCUGUCGAUCCUUCUCCAUUCAAGUCGACAAUCUGUGUCAAUUCCUGCCUCAAGACCGCGUUGUUGAAUUUGCUGCACUGGAUCCCAUUGAGCUUCUUGUCCAGACUCAAAGAGCUGCCGCCCCCGAUUACAUGAGCGAAUGGCAUGAUCAACUCAAAACCAUGCGUAGCGAUCAGCGCAAGCAUCAGGCCGACCAGAUUGAACGCACCGAGAACCUGAAGAACCUCGAAGGCCGACAGAAUAUGCAGCGUGGUGAUGUCGAGCGUCUGCGUGAGCGUGCUGAACAGCAAGAAAAGCUUGCAGCUCUGGAGCGUCUGCGACCUUUUCCUGUAUACAACGUCGCAAGGGACAACUACCUCGCGUCCAAGGAACGCACCAAAGAAGCCAACAACGAGCUUGCCGCCCUUCAACGCGAGUGUGAGCCCGCGCUGGCUGCUGUCAAUGCAAAGGACGAAUACGUCAAAGCUGUUGAUGCCGUUGUCAAGCGCCGCCAACGCCUCGUCACGCGUGCGCAAGAAGACAUCAGACAGAAAAUCAAGAAGCAAAACACGGCUUCAGAGCAGCACAAGGCUUGUGAUAUCGAGCUCGAGACCGAGAAGAAGGGUGCCAAGGCACACAAGCAAGAACGCCUUCGCAUUGACGCCCAGAUUAAGAGCUUAGAACGUCAACUCGAGAAUGAGCCGCCUACGAUCGAUAUUGCCGCGCUCAACGAGAAGACCAGAGAGCUUUCGCGCCAGCAACGAGAGAAAGACGAUGCUGCAGGCGAAGAGAACGCUAAACAAGACGACAGAGUUGCUCAAGGCAGAUCACUUCAGCAACGUAUCACCGCAGCGGAAGCAAGUCUGAACCAGCUGCGGUCCAAGGCUGGACAACAAGUCAACAAACUCAACAGCGCCUCUCCCGAUACUGCCAAGGCCUGGGACUGGAUUCAAAAAAACAGACAGGUAUUCACCGGCGAAGUCUUUGGUCCAGCAAUUCUCGAAUGCUCUGUCAAGGACACGAGGUAUGCCAAUCUGAUCGAGUCAGUACUAGGCCAGGCAGACAUGGUCUGUAUCACAGUGACCCACAAAGAAGAUUUCAAUCUACUUCAGCGCGAGCUCUUGGGCACACAGAGGCUGUCUGAUAUUAAUUUGAGGGUGAUGGACGCGCCUCUUAGCCAAUGGAGAAAGCCCUAUUCGGAAGGCGACCUACGUCAGCUUGGCCUCAAUACCUACGUCCUGGACCUUCUCGACGGACCUGACGAAGUUCUCAGCAUGCUUUGUGACAACAGAAAUAUUCACAUGUAUGGUGUUGCGUUCCAAGAGUUGAGCUCGCAACAAUUCGAUGGAAUGAUGUCAAGCAAUAUCACAAGCUGGGCAACACCUACAGAGACGUACCAAGUAUCAAGGAGAAGAGAAUACGGUGACGCCGGUAUAUCAACUCGCACGGCGCGUAUCAAGACGGCCCGCUUCUUCACUUCCCAGCCUGUGGAUACGCAUGCAGAGCAAGAGUACAAGAAUACAAUCGCUGGACUCAAGGACGAAUUGCAGGAGACUCAACGUCAAGCUGAAGCUCACAGGGCUACGAGUGCACGCUAUGGGCAAGAACACAGACAACUCGCCACACAGAAGAAAGAACUCGAAGCCGAGAAGAAGCAAGCUCAAGACGCGCGAUCCGAGUGGCAGAAGUUGCCCGUCAAGAUUGCAGGCCAUGUCACUAAACGCGAUGCUCUGGACGAGCGUCACGCAAGUUACCGAGCCCGAGUUCAACAGAUUAAGGACAAGCAAGACAAGCUUGCUUUGGAUCGAGCUCAGGAUGCUUUAACGCUCGUCUCGUCGGUGCAGAGUUUGCAGAAGCUAGAGACGGACCACCUUCAGGCGACUCUUGCGCUGAUCGAAGGCGAGUCGGACUUCCAGAUACUCAAGGCGCACAGCGAGGAAGUGCGACAGAACCUCGCUCAGAGAGAACAAGAUGUCCGGGUAUUGAUCACCGAGAGGGACAAUUUGAAGAAAAUCGCAACAGCUGGACUCAGAGCAUGCAACGAAUUGCUCCAAGACCUUUCAGAAAGAGAAUCAGAAAUUUACUCUGAAUUCAACGCGAUGAACCUGGAUGAAUACGAGGCUGAAAUCGACAGUACCAAGGCGCGACUUGAAAUGGUGCACGGAGGUAACCCUCAGAUCCUUCUCGAAUACGAAAAGCGAGCAGGCGAUAUUGAGAAGGCUAAGCGGAAACUGGAAAACAUCGAGCGCGAGCUCGCCGAGUUGCAACAGAACAUCGACGAGAUUCGCCAGAAAUGGGAGCCCGAGCUAGACCAACUCAUUGGUCAGAUCAGCGAUGCUUUCAGUGAGAACUUUGCGAAGAUCAAUUGCGCCGGUCAAGUCGAAGUUUACAAAGAGGAAGAUGAUUUCAACAAAUGGGCAAUCCAGAUUCAAGUGAAGUUCAGAGAAAACGAACAGCUGUCUGUGCUCGACUCCCAUCGUCAAUCUGGUGGUGAACGCGCUGUUUCGACCAUCUUCUACCUCAUGGCCCUGCAAAGUCUAGCCCGAGCACCAUUCCGUGUCGUCGACGAAAUCAACCAAGGAAUGGACCCUCGCAACGAACGAAUGGUACACUCACGCAUGGUUGAUAUUGCUUGUGCAACACACACUUCGCAAUACUUCCUUAUCACGCCAAAGUUGCUGCCGAACUUGACAUACCAUCCAAACAUGAAGGUCCACUGUAUUGCAAGUGGAGAAUUUAUGCCGGCAGAUCAAGGCAAGCUCGACUUCGGCGCUCUGGCUCAAAAGGCGUUAGCCGUGUAUGGUGGACUUUAG